AUGGUUAACAAAUUGGGGUUUAAGACAGAGCCAUUGCAGAAGCCAUACCGCAUGAGGUGGUUGGAUGAAGGAAGGAAUGUACAAGUUAAUAAACGAUGCCUUAUUCCUUUCUCUAUAGGCAAGAAUUAUCAAGAUAAGGUCUGGUGUGAUGUAAUGCCUAUGGAUGCUUGCCACUUACUACUUGGGAGACCAUGGGAAUAUGACAGAAGGGCAAUUCAUGAUAGCUUCAAGAACACUUACUCUUUCUUCAAGGAUGGAAAGAAGAUCAAAUUGCUCCCAAUGAACCCUGAAGAUUUAAAGUCAAAUCCUAAAAUGAAGGAGACAUACAUUACAAGAGCUAAGGUAGAAGAACACUUGAAGGAAGGAGAGGAAGUGCUUAUUGUAGUACCUAAGGAGGUGCAAUCUAUCACCAAGAAAGAGUCAUUAGAAGUUAAUGACCCACGACUUCAAGCAAUAUUGGAUGAGUUUCAUGAUAUUGUUUCUGAUACUACACCUUCUUCCUUACCACCAAUGAGUUCAAUACAACAUCAAAUUGAUUUAAUUCCCGGGAUCGGAUUCCGAUUUUGGAAGUUAAAGUAA
Nicotiana tabacum (common tobacco) is the source of this 579-nucleotide messenger RNA. RefSeq lists its product as uncharacterized. NCBI's taxonomy places the organism in Eukaryota, Viridiplantae, Streptophyta, Magnoliopsida, Solanales, Solanaceae. The record is from RefSeq and is a predicted model, not a curated record.